Messenger RNA from Ceratina calcarata, 2282 nucleotides. RefSeq names its product ADP-ribosylation factor-binding protein Gga (gene Gga). NCBI's taxonomy places the organism in Eukaryota, Metazoa, Arthropoda, Insecta, Hymenoptera, Apidae. Gene Ontology annotation, cellular component: trans-Golgi network. The coding region runs from base 1 to 1944 and encodes 647 amino acids. Gene Ontology annotation, molecular function: phosphatidylinositol binding; small GTPase binding; ubiquitin binding. Gene Ontology annotation, biological process: Golgi to plasma membrane transport; protein localization to cell surface; intracellular protein transport. The record is from RefSeq and is a predicted model, not a curated record. The transcript is spliced from 10 exons.
AUGGAUGUUGUAACGAGAAGCCUAGAGGCUCUUAUGCAAAGGGUAACGAACCCGCAGAACCAGAAGCCAGACAUAGCAGCGACCGAAGCGUUUUGCGUGAUGCUUACCAAAGAAACGGAAGGUAUCCAAAUUGGUACUAAAUUAUUAGCAUUGCACAUUCAGUCCUCUAAUGAAACCGAAGCACUUCAAGCUCUUACCUUACUGGACACGUGUAUGAGAAGAUGCGGGCCGUCUUUUCGCGCAGAAGUUGGCAAAUUUCGGUUCUUGAAUGAAAUCAUUCGAAUAGUUUCACCGAAAUAUCUUGGUGGCAAAACACCGGUUACUGUACGUCAAAAAGUAUUACAGUUGCUUCGUACGUGGAUAAAGGAAUAUCCGAAAGAAGUAAAGAUUAAAGAAGCCUAUGAAAUGUUGAAAAAGCAAGGUGUCAUAGAAGACGAUCCUUUGCCCAUGAAUAAUAUACAAGAGGAGAGUGUAAAGACGCCAAAGGCGAAGAGCACGAUAUUCGAUGACGAGGAAAAAUCGAAAUUGUUACAAAAGUUACUUCAGAGUAAAAAUCCUGAUGAUUUACAAGCCGCGAACAGAUUAAUUAAAACUAUGGUCAGAGAGGAUGAGAGAAGAGUGCAGUUGAACUCGCGUAGAAUAAUGGAGCUGGAGUCUGUUCACAAUAAUGCGAAGUUGUUAUCGGAAAUGUUAGACUCGUACAAUUGCAAUGAAACUAGUAAAGAAGAUGUCGAACUAAUGAAGGAACUGCAUCAAGCUUGCGAACGAUUAAAGCCAAUUGUAUUGAGGCUAGCGAACGAGACGCAAGAUAACGAGGAAAUGCUUGGUGAUGUACUCGUCGCGAGCGAUGAACUGGAACAAGUGUUCGAAAAAUACGAUGCUGUAAUAGUUCGUGGCGAACCUGUCAAGUCUAAGACAAGUUCCAAUGUUGGUCCUUACUUGUUAGACUUGUCCUCGCCGUUGGAAGACGUCCCUCUUGAAAAUAUCGGCAUCGAUACAAGUUCCACAGCGUCGACGAAUCAUCAAACGGACUUGGAAGUUUUAGGGGAUAUCUUCAAUUCUUUAGGGAAACCCGAAAAUUUAGAUACUCCCUCGAUUACUAAUUCGAACCUUUUAAUGAUAGACUCGAUCAUGCAACCGCUCAAUGCAUUACCUAAAAGUAAAAAAGAGGAACCGGUGAACGCGAUCGAAAAGAAAAUUGACAGUAAAGCAAGAGCAUUGGAGGAACUGAACGAGUUGAGCGAAUCUUUGCUUAAACAAAGCUUAUCGGGCACAGUGCCGAAUUCCCGUGUGAAACCAGGCAAUCACAGUGGCAGUUCUCUACAAUUUUCCGAAUUGUCAGAACCAGUAAAUACGAGAACUGUCAAUACAAGUAAUAAUUCCGAAUCAAUCGGUAGUCUUCCAUCUCAAGAUAGUGCGAACGAUCAAACCGUUAUCCAAUGUAAUACAAAUAAUAAGAGAGAUGCGAACUCGCGAUUGAACACUGCGCUGUCGACAGAGAACUCGGUUACUCCAGAACCUGAAAUUAAACCUUUAACGGAUAUUAACAUCAGCCUUCAAGACAUUAAACCAGGUAUCAAUCCACCUAUGACGGUAAUCGAAGAGAAGAACGGUAUAUCUGUUGUACUUCAUUUCGCUCGAGAUAAUCCGAGAGAAGAUGUGUUCGUCGUCGUAAUUACAACGAUGAGCAAAAACUCGAAACCACUUAGUAAUUACUUGUUCCAAGCAGUGGUGCCGAAAAAGUGUAAGUGUAGACUUCAGCCACCGUCUGGAACGUCGUUGCCCGGUCACAAUCCAUUCCUCCCGCCGUCAGCAAUUACUCAAAUUAUGUUAAUUGCGAAUCCUACUAAGGAAACGGUAUCGUUAAAGUUUAUGUUAAGUUACACGAUGGACGAAGAGACUUUCACAGAGAUGGGCGAAGUAGAGCAGUUGCCUCUGAUCUAAGGUACUUAAAGUGACGCCUCCACGAAGCACAGAUCUCAAUGAUUAAAAAGUGAGAAUAUAUUGUUUAUUACCAAGAUUGGCAGAAUCUUGACGAUUGUUUUCUUUUUAUUUUAACUUAUCAUGUUCUACGGGUAAUGUUAUGUUCAUCAAUGUAUUCGUAAAUGAAAUUAAUAUUGUGUAGAUAUUUAUAAAUUUACGAGGGUCUACUCGUGAAUAUGCUUGAAAAAAUGUGCAAAUCUAUUUUAAGACUGGAACUUGAAGUUGAUACAGUGCAAGACGACACAUUGUAAGAUUGUAUGCGCUAUAUGAGUAAAAUAAAAAUAAUAUGAAAACAGAAA